GGACCCCGGGACUCGGACCCGGCGUCCCGGCGUCCCGGUCCAUUUUGGCUCGGCCCCCAUGGAGGGGACCUUGGAGCCCCAGACGCCUGACCUGCGGGACGUGGAGGGCAAGGUGGGCAGGAAGACCCCGGAGGGGCUGCUCCGCGGGCUGCGGGGCGAAUGCGAGCCGGGGCCCCGCGGCUCCCCGCCGCCCCCGGGGGCGCCGGGCCCCGACACCGGCCUGGGGGACAAGAUCACGGCCCUGAGGAUGGAGCUGGCUUACCUGCGAGUCAUCGAUGUGAAAAUCCUGCAGCAGCUGGUGACGUUGAACGAGGGUAUCGAGGCCGUGCGCUGGCUGUUGGAGGAGCGGGGGAUGUUGACCAGCCAUUGCAGUAGCCUCACCAGCAGCCAGUAUAGCCUGACAGGCGGGAGCCCAGGCCGCUCAAGGCGAGGCAGCUGGGAUAGCCUGCCAGACACCAAUUCCACUGACCGGCUGGACAGUGUCUCUAUUGGCAGCUUCUUGGACACCGUGGCCCCCAGAGAGCUGGAUGAACAAGGUCCCCCUGGGGCUCCCUGUCCUGAGAUGGACUGGGCAAAGGUCAUACCGGGUGAAGAGAGGGCCAGGACUGAGGUGGACCUGACAGCCACCAAACUAGGGAGCUUGAGGGCUGUGUGGAAGCCCUCAGGGGAGGGGUUCCCAGGUGGACCACUGGAACCACCAGAGGAUGAGUGCACUGAUCUGGGUUUUGAGGCCCACUGGUACUGGGGACAGGCCCAGGAUGAUGUGACCUUCUUAUAACAACUUUAUCCUCAUCUGUCAUCCCUAGGCCUUGGUCAUCCACAAAAAUGUCCUUUAAUGUGGGAUGAAGAUAGGUUGCCCUG
This is a messenger RNA of Dipodomys spectabilis (banner-tailed kangaroo rat), 861 nucleotides long. It is a transcript of the gene Lurap1, whose product is annotated as leucine rich adaptor protein 1. The coding region runs from base 59 to 778 and encodes 239 amino acids. Gene Ontology annotation, biological process: positive regulation of canonical NF-kappaB signal transduction; positive regulation of cytokine production. NCBI's taxonomy places the organism in Eukaryota, Metazoa, Chordata, Mammalia, Rodentia, Heteromyidae. The transcript is spliced from 2 exons. The record is from RefSeq and is a predicted model, not a curated record.